AUGGAAAAGUUAAAAGCAAAAAUUUUGAAAUUAGACACCCAGAUUCUCUGUCGGAGUUUCAACACCUCUUUUACGUGUAAAAACGAUGAAAUAACAACAGAAGCAUUUCGUUCUUCUGAACAAACUCAACCGACAACUGAUUCACCAACAACAAACCUAAAAACAACUUUACCAGUUAUGAAGACUUCUGAACAAACUCAACCGACAACUGAUUCACCAACGACAAACCUAAAAACAGCCAUACCGACUUUUAAGUCCUCUGUAUACGUAACUCCUACAAAACCUCAGCUACCAUCAAAGUCGAUCUACAGAGUCAUAAAGGACUCUACCGUUUGUCUCAUCAUGGAGGGACGAUUUCAGUUACAAUUUUUUUACAUCGCCAAGGAAAAUGUUAUUACCAGAAACACUGUGAAUAUCCCAGAGAGCGGUGUUGUUAGUGUCACAGGAACCUGUGCUAGAGACAAGUCUAGCCUUAUUAUAACACCUAAAGAUGGAGUCAUUGAACAUGUGAUUUUUCAGUUUCAAAUUGAUACUUAUACCGGUAAAUCUAUGUUGAUGUCAUUGUCUGCCGCGGUGAAUCUGGAACUAUUUCCAAAUGCAAAGGAAGCGAAACUAAUCCACACAGUUAGAUCAUCACUACCUUUGUCAGAUCCCAGGCUAUACUACAAGUGUGAUGUAGGAGGGAAUUUCUCAGACGAUAAACUUACCUUGCACUUUAAAGAAUUAAAAGUACAAGCGUUUCAUUUAGAGGACGGCAGGUUUUCAAAAAAUGGUGAGGACUGCAAAGCUGAUUUAGAACCAAUUCCGGGUCCAGGUAGUCUCCCUGUUAACACAUUUUCAGUGACCGAUGGGAGCAACACUUGUAUUGUUUUUAAAGGAAGCAUUCAAUUUAAUAUUCCUUAUGUUUCUAAAUUUAUCAUUUUCAAGGAUACAGUUCCUCUACCAGCUAUCUACAGUGUAACUGGUGAUUGCAACACAAUUUUGAAUGGGUUCUACUCUCAGAAAUUAGUUAUCAGUUUCUAUGAUACCUGGGCACUGACGAUGUACUUCUCUUCUGAUACGAAGCAAAAAACAGUAGCAGAAAGGGCUGAGGAGGGCGUAACUAGGUACAAAAUUUCACGAAUUGAGUUCUCAUUCGACUACGACAACGUCUUUUUUAAGUAUGCCGACGACAGAAGUAAGUUUAUUGAUAUCUUACCUAAUGCUAUUACAAUAUAUAACUGA
Messenger RNA from Saccostrea cuccullata (small rock oyster), 1224 nucleotides. RefSeq lists its product as uncharacterized. Gene Ontology annotation, biological process: establishment of protein localization to organelle. The record is from RefSeq and is a predicted model, not a curated record. Gene Ontology annotation, cellular component: plasma membrane; lysosomal membrane; late endosome membrane. Lineage: Eukaryota; Metazoa; Mollusca; Bivalvia; Ostreida; Ostreidae. The coding region runs from base 1 to 1224 and encodes 407 amino acids. The transcript is spliced from 6 exons.